Letharia lupina is the source of this 465-nucleotide messenger RNA. RefSeq lists its product as uncharacterized. Bases 1 to 465 code for a protein of 154 amino acids. Lineage: Eukaryota; Fungi; Ascomycota; Lecanoromycetes; Lecanorales; Parmeliaceae. The transcript has 3 exons. The record is from RefSeq and is a predicted model, not a curated record.
AUGCGGUUUUACCAAUCAUCCACUCUUGCUACCCUCCUCCAACUAUGUACCUUCAGUCUCGCAGCGUCUCCAAUCACCCUCAAUACUCCCAAUAACAUCUCCCUACCCAGCCCCGACGCCGCCAAUAGUCUCACCCUCAACCUAACACUAUCGACUCCACGAAAUUCCCUACCACCACAACCUUACAUCUACCGCGUCCCCCACUCCACCCUCAAGAUCAAAUUCCAAGCCUUCGGCCACCUGAUCCCGCCCUCCAACGUGGUGCUCUGCCUCCUCAUAGCCGCCAACGACGUGAACCUGCACUUCGCGUCGCCGCCCGCGGCCGUGGGGCCGGGUCAGCUCAAGAUCUCGUCGGCGACGGUGCGGCUGAACCUGUACCCGAAAACGCGCGACGCGGUCACGUGGGCGAAGUGGGGCGCGACGAACAUUGUUACACUCACUUGGCUGCGCACACAUCGGCUUUGA